UUGUUUAGAGAUUAGUCCCAAACUGACACAUUUGACGUUUGAUGACAACAUUUUUUUUGAACAACUUACUAUUAAACAAAUUUUUGUUCCAAACAUAGUGCUCAUAUCAAUUAUAGUUCGGCAAAAAAUGGAAGAAAUGUGUCGAUUGUGUGCGGUUUUGAAGCAACCGGAAGAAUUUAAAUGCAAAAUUGAUGACGCGAAUUUUGAUGUCGAACAAAAAUUGAUCACUUGCUGUAAUUGGAAUUCAUUUCGAAGUCACAACAGUCUUCCAAAAAGUGUUUGCAUUCCGUGUUUUUUACAGUUAGAACAGUGCUGGUAUUUUCGGGAAACAGUUUCACGAGCUCAACAAAAGUUAUUUGGAUUGAUAGAUGUUAAUAAUGCAUUUCACGAAAUCCAUGGUGUUGUAGAACAUUGUUAUGAGGAAGAAAUGGUUCAAGUGAAAUGUGAAAAUACGACGGACGAUACGAUUGAUGUUGAUCACAUUGAAGUUUCCAAUUUCAAAUUUGAAAGUGAUUACGAUGAUUACAAUAAUGAUUUUGAUAAUGCCAAUAAUAGCAGUGAUGGUGAAUCUGAACUGAAUGAUGCACCUUCCUCGAUUCAACAAAAGAUACAAAAGACAACAUCGAAAACAAGGAGUGUAAAAGAAAAAGUUAAACGUAAAAAACAAAAACAAACACAACUGGAGCAGUUCGAUAUAUCAAAGUUUUUAACCGGCGAGGAUAUGAAUGAAGAUGGAACUGUUAAAGCGGAAAAAAUUCUAGAGCUUAAUCUUAGCAAUUGGACUAAAAUCAAACAUCCUUGUUAUAAAUGUAAUAAAAAUGGCAAUGCAUCAACAUCACAGUCAUACACUGCACCUUCUUAUGGUGACUUAUGGUUUCACUUUACAACGAAUCAUCAAAAUGAACAAUUGAAAUAUAUUUGUCCCAUCUGCCCAGACAGAAUGAUAUUUCUCUCCGAUCGGUACUAUCGCGAACACAUCGUAAAAUUCCAUCAUCCACACUUGAGCUACUGCUGUCACAAAUGUCUGAAAUUCUUCCACGAUUCGACUAAGAUGCGCGCCCAUCUCAAAUCACAUCCCAAAGAUCCAAGCAGUAGUGUUUGCAGCAUCUGUGGUAAAGGAUUUUCGUAUUACAAGAAUCUAUAUUUUCACAUGUUUACCCAUCUACCGAACCAAAUUCAACCAGAGUUUCAUUGCUAUUUAUGUAAAAAAGUACUUAAAUCGAUGUCAUCACUGAAAUUUCACAUGAGACAACAUAUUGGCGUUACCAAGUCUAAGGUAUGUGAUCAGUGCGGAAAAGCAUAUGUUACAGCCAGUAAAUUAAAAGAGCACAAAUCAAUUCAUUCGGAUGAGCGACCGUUCCCGUGUGAGCACUGUCCCAAAACAUUCAAAACCAUUGCAAUUUUACGAAGGCACAUGAGAAUACAUCAAAACGUUCAAAAAUAUAUUUGUCAUAUUUGCGGACAUUCUACUAUAUGCAAACAAAGAUUCAAACAGCAUUUUACGCGAUAUCACACCAACGAUUCACCGUUUCCAUGCGACAUAUGUAAAAAACCAUUUUACAAAAUCCAAACGUUAAAUACCCAUAAGAAGAAUGUACAUUUCAAUGUAAAUCCCUAUCCUUGUGUUCUAUGCGAUUUUCGUGGAAUUAAUGAGAGGGCUUUAAAGCGACAUCAUAAACAUAUUCAUUUGGAUCAUCGUCCACACACUUGCAAUUUUUGUGAGUACGGCACUUAUAGCAAAUUUAAUUUACAGAUGCACAUUUCAAGAAGACAUCGAGUAAAUGAAGAACGAACCUAACAAUUAAAUAAGAGUGCUCAAUUUUCGAGAGCAGUCUCUGCAAUUAGCUAUAAGUUUAUGAUUUAUAAACUAUAAUUUAAUAAAAUUGAACAUAAUAAAUUUAAUAAA
This is a messenger RNA of Contarinia nasturtii (swede midge), 1906 nucleotides long. RefSeq names its product zinc finger protein 724-like. Gene Ontology annotation, biological process: regulation of transcription by RNA polymerase II. Bases 128 to 1798 code for a protein of 556 amino acids. The transcript has 6 exons. Lineage: Eukaryota; Metazoa; Arthropoda; Insecta; Diptera; Cecidomyiidae. The record is from RefSeq and is a predicted model, not a curated record. Gene Ontology annotation, molecular function: DNA-binding transcription activator activity, RNA polymerase II-specific; zinc ion binding; RNA polymerase II cis-regulatory region sequence-specific DNA binding. Gene Ontology annotation, cellular component: nucleus.